AUGGGGACUCGCGAGGACGCCAUGUACGAGUAUCGACGAGAGGGCGCAGGCGUCGGAGACGAGCUGCGCGGCUGCGAGAGUGAUCGCGAUCCCUCCGUCGUACAGGAGCUAUUGGGUCCACGCGGGAGAGGAGACGGAUCCUCUGGAGGGGCGAAGAAGAAGAAGCUUGAUGACGAGACGAGGCUCAACCUUGGAACGACCAUACGAAUCCUCAAAGAACGCCUCCCCACGAUACUCCAACAACCCCUCCCCUCCGAAAUCCUCGCCGACAACAUCUCCCUCCACCUCUUCCCCUCGACCCACCCCCACCUCCCCGUCGCGAACGGCAAGGCCGCCUACAAAGCCGCCUUGUGGACCUCCCCGCUCGCCUGGAACCGCCUCCCCAUAAUAGGCAACGUCGGCCUCGAGGUCCAGUCCAUCCGCCUACAGCCGGGCCCCUUGCCCUUCACCCCGCUCCGCACCGGCUCGCUCGAGGACAUGCUGGUCGUGCGCUGGGUGACCGAACCCUCCUCCCUGCCCUCCGAGUUUUUGCGCAACAUGGCUGCCCGCAUCGGCGGCGGCUCUCAGCCCGCUGCCCAGGAGUUCAUGGGCCUCUUUGCGUUCCAGUUCGAUAACAAGGGCCGCGUCCUCGACCACACCAUCGAGAGCGCCGAGCAUAGUAGGCACUGGAGUAAAGGUAUGGGCUCUAGCGUCGUCCGGUUCACGGAUAAGCUGCUCGGCGGCAUCAGGCAGAGGGGCGAGCCGGAUCCCGUGCUUUUCCCGGCCUGUUCUGCGAGGGGUCGUGGUGGUGGUGGCGGUGGAGGGGACAAGGGGGACAAGGACUAA
Parascedosporium putredinis is the source of this 825-nucleotide messenger RNA. The record is from the annotation of a GenBank genome assembly. Lineage: Eukaryota; Fungi; Ascomycota; Sordariomycetes; Microascales; Microascaceae.